Messenger RNA from Kogia breviceps (pygmy sperm whale), 1672 nucleotides. Lineage: Eukaryota; Metazoa; Chordata; Mammalia; Artiodactyla; Physeteridae. The record is from RefSeq and is a predicted model, not a curated record.
CGGCUAGGGCCGGGACCUCGGGCGGUGACAGUGACACAGUAGUGACGCGUGAAGCUGCAGGAGCGAGCCUGGUGCGGACGCCGAGGCUCUCAGGUUAUUCCGGGCUGUCCCCCGGCUCCUCCCGCCUGGCGGGCAGUGUUGCCCAUUGGUUAAGAGCACCCCCGCCGGCGAGGUCUCCGGGACCAGAAACUGGAGCCGAGCAGCCAUGGCCUAUCACAGCUUCCUGGUGGAGCCCAUCAGCUGCCACGCCUGGAACAAGGACCGCACCCAGAUCGCCAUCUGCCCCAACAACCACGAGGUGCACAUCUAUGAGAAGAGCGGGAACAAGUGGGUCCAGGUGCACGAGCUCAAGGAGCACAACGGGCAGGUGACAGGCAUCGACUGGGCCCCCGAGAGCAACCGCAUCGUAACGUGCGGCACAGACCGCAACGCCUACGUGUGGACGCUGAAAGGCCGCACGUGGAAGCCCACGCUCGUCAUCCUGCGCAUCAACCGCGCCGCUCGCUGUGUGCGCUGGGCUCCGCAGGAGAACAAGUUCGCUGUGGGCAGUGGCUCCCGUGUCAUCUCCAUCUGCUAUUUUGAGCAGGAAAACGACUGGUGGGUUUGCAAGCACAUCAAGAAGCCCAUUCGCUCCACCAUCCUCAGCCUGGACUGGCACCCCAACAACGUGCUCCUGGCCGCCGGCUCCUGCGACUUCAAGUGCCGGAUCUUCUCAGCCUACAUCAAGGAGGUGGAGGAGCGGCCAGCACCCACCCCCUGGGGCUCCAAGAUGCCCUUCGGGGAGCUGAUGUUUGAAUCCAGCAGUAGCUGCGGCUGGGUGCACGGUGUCUGCUUUUCAGCCAGCGGCAGCCGCGUGGCCUGGGUCAGCCACGACAGCACCGUGUGCCUGGCUGAUGCCGACAAGAAGAUGGCCGUCGCGACUCUGGCCUCUGAAACGCUGCCGUUGCUGGCCCUGACCUUCAUCACAGAAAACAGCCUGGUGGCAGCGGGCCACGACUGCUUCCCGGUGCUGUUCACGUAUGACGGUGCCGCGGGGACGCUGAGCUUCGGUGGGCGGCUGGACGUGCCCAAGCAAAGCUCGCAGCGCGGCUUGACGGCCCGCGAGCGCUUCCAGAACCUCGACAAGAAGGCGAGCUCGGAGGGCAGCGCGGCGGCGAGCGGGGGCCUGGACUCGCUGCACAAGAACAGCGUCAGCCAGAUCUCGGUGCUCAGCGGGGGAAAGGCCAAGUGCUCGCAGUUCUGCACUACAGGCAUGGACGGCGGCAUGAGCAUCUGGGACGUGAAGCAAACCCCAGUGAGUGUGCCUCUAAGACAUGGCUUGAAUCUGCCCGCUCCUCUGCACUGCCAUUGCCAGCAGCCUAACGCAGCCACAAUUUCUCAUCUGGAUACCUGCUGCUGUCUCCCGGCUUCCACCCUCAACACCCUACAACUCGCUUGGCAGAGGAGCCAAAACAAUCUUUUAAAAGCAAAUCUGGGGGCUUCCCUGGUGGUGCAGUGGUUAAGCAUCGCCUGCCAAUGCAGGGGUUUGAGCCCUGGUCUGGGAAGAUCCCACAUGGCGCGGAGCAACUAAGCCCGUGCGCCACAACUACUGAGCCUGCGCUCUAGAGCCCGCGAGCCACAACUACUGAGCCUGUGUGCCUAGAGCCCGUGCUCCGCAACAAGAGAAGCCACC